Phasianus colchicus (ring-necked pheasant) is the source of this 948-nucleotide messenger RNA. The record is from RefSeq and is a predicted model, not a curated record. Lineage: Eukaryota; Metazoa; Chordata; Aves; Galliformes; Phasianidae.
GCCCCAACCCCAUAGGAGCAUCCCCAACCCCAUAGGAGUAACCUCAACCCCAUAGAAACGGCCCCAACCCCAUAGGAGUGACGCCAGCCCCAUAGGAACGGUCCCAACCCCAUAGGAACGGCCCCAUGGGGUCUCCAUCCCAUUAGAGAUGGCCCAAACCCCAUAGGAGCAUCCCCAGCCCCAUAGCAAUGGCCCUAUAGGGUCUCCCUUGCAAUAGAGAUCGCCAUGGCCACCGUCACCGCGCUGCGCCGCACCGUCCCGCCUGCCGUGCCUGGCAUCACCUUCCUGUCUGGGGGUCAGAGUGAGGAGGAGGCGUCCGUCAACCUGAACGCCAUCAACCGCUGCCCGCUGCACCGGCCCUGGGCGCUCACCUUCUCCUACGGGCGGGCGCUGCAGGCCUCGGCGCUCAAAGCCUGGAGCGGCAAAAAGGAGAACACCAAAGCGGCCCAGGAGGAGUACGUCAAGAGGGCCUUGGUACGUCUGGCCUACGAGGCGGCUGGGGGGUUUUCUGGGCUCUUCUUAUGGGGUUUUGUGGGGUCUUAUGGGGUCGGGGGUCCUGUGGGUGUUGUUGCGUCCAGCCGCCGCCAGGGGGCGCUGUCCUAUGGGGUCCUAUGGGGUCCUAUGUGGUCCCAUGCGUGUUGUUACAACCAACCGCCACCAGGGGGCGGUGUCCUAUGGGGUCCUAUGGGGCCCCAUGGGGUCCCAUGCGUGUUGUUACAUCCCACCGCCACCAGAGGGCGCUGUCCUAUGAGCUCCUAUGGGCUCCUAUGGGAUCCUAUGGGUGUUGUUACAUCCAUCCCCCACCAGGGGGCGCUGUCCUACGGGGUCCUAUGGGAUCCUAUGGGUGUUGUUACAUCCAUCCCCCACCAGGGGACGCUGUCCUAUGGGGUCCUAUGGGGUCCCACGUGUGUUGUUACAUCCAGCUGCCAAUAGGGGGCGCUGUCCUAU